AUGGGUAGAGUUAUUAGAAACCAAAGAAAGGGUGCUGGUUCCAUCUUCACCUCCCACACCAGAUUGAGAAAUGGUGCUGCCAAGUUGAGAACCUUGGAUUAUGCUGAAAGACACGGUUACAUUCGUGGUAUUGUCAAGCAAAUUGUCCACGAUGCCGGUAGAGGUGCUCCAUUGGCCAAGGUUGUCUUCCGUGACCCAUACAAGUACAAGUUGAGAGAAGAAACCUUCAUUGCUAACGAAGGUAUCUACACUGGUCAAUUCAUCUACGCUGGUAAGAAUGCUUCUUUGAACAUCGGUAACGUUUUGCCAUUGUCUUCUGUCCCAGAAGGUACUAUUCUCAGUAACGUUGAAGAAAAGCCAGGUGACAGAGGUGCUUUGGGUAGAACUUCUGGUAACUACGUCACUGUCAUUGGUCACAACUUGGAAGAAGGUAAGACCAGAGUCAAGUUGCCAUCUGGUGCCAAGAAGAUCUUGCCAUCUGACGCCAGAGGUGUCAUUGGUGUUAUCGCCGGUGGUGGUAGAAUUGACAAGCCAUUGUUGAAGGCUGGUAGAGCAUUCCACAAAUACAGACUUAAGAGAAACUCAUGGCCAAAGACUAGAGGUGUUGCCAUGAACCCUGUUGAUCACCCUCAUGGUGGUGGUAACCAUCAACAUAUUGGUAAGGCUUCUACCAUCUCUAGAGGUGCUGUUUCUGGUCAAAAGGCCGGUCUUAUCGCUGCCAGAAGAACUGGUUUGUUGCGUGGUGCUCAAAAAGUUCAAGACUAA
Saccharomycopsis crataegensis is the source of this 765-nucleotide messenger RNA. Its product is annotated as ribosomal 60S subunit protein L2B. Gene Ontology annotation, cellular component: cytosolic large ribosomal subunit; ribosome. The coding region runs from base 1 to 765 and encodes 254 amino acids. The record is from RefSeq and is a predicted model, not a curated record. Gene Ontology annotation, biological process: cytoplasmic translation. Lineage: Eukaryota; Fungi; Ascomycota; Saccharomycetes; Ascoideales; Saccharomycopsidaceae. Gene Ontology annotation, molecular function: RNA binding; structural constituent of ribosome. The transcript has 2 exons.